Symbiodinium natans is the source of this 6021-nucleotide messenger RNA. The record is from the annotation of a GenBank genome assembly. Lineage: Eukaryota; Dinophyceae; Suessiales; Symbiodiniaceae.
AUGGAGCCCGCGCCGGGCCACCACUGGGCGGAGGACCUGCGGGCCGUGCACGCGGACCUGCUGGCGCGGGGCCACUGCCCGCGCGUCGUGCUGCGGAGCCUCUGCGACUGGAGCCGCCUGAAGCUGCGCGUGGGCGGCGCGGGGGAGUGCGUCAUCGCGCAGCGGCCGGAGGACGCCGACGUGCUGGAGCGGUGGAUGGCCGCGCUGCAGCUGCCCUACCGCGGCCAGCGCCUGGCCGGCGCGGCCCACGAGGCCUUCGCGCACCUGCUGCGGGCCCAGAGGCUCACCCGCCCCGCCAACAGGCAGCAGGUGCUGGAGCGGCAGGAGCACCGGUGCGCCAAGUGCGGCGCCCCCAUCCAGGACGUGGAGGCGCUCUGCCUGGAGUGCCACCGCUCCAAGAGCACGCUGGAGCACGCGCAGGCGACGGGCCUCGAGAGCCGCUUCAGCCGCAGGGCCGUGGAGCUGUACGUCCACUCGCCGAGGCCGCCGCCGCUGGUCUGCCACCUGCACGCCUGCAGGGAAGACCGGGAGUGCCACGGGCUGGACGUGGUGCGGUGCCGCAAGAACGCCCUGGCCAACGCGGCCUUCCCGCUUCCGGUCUUCUGCCCGCUCGACAGCGUGGAGCGCGCGGAGGAGGGGCGCCUCGCCGACUUGACCUACGUGCGCCUGCGGCGCGACGGGCGCUGCGGCGCCCUGUCGAGGCUGCCCUACCUGGGCCCGGGCUGGUACUCGAAGCCCGCGGCGGCCUACAUGCUGGAGCGGGGCAUUGCCGCGUGGCAGGACUUCGAGUGGUCAACAGACGCCACCGCGCACGUGGAGCCGCGGUGCCUCGCGGAGGCGCUGAGGGCCAUGGAGGACGCGUGGCCGGAGGAGGAGGAGCACUACGCGAAGCUCUCCGUGAACGCCCUCAUCGGCCUGUGGGCGCGGAGCCGCGAGUCCGCCUUCCACGUGCGCACCAGCAACAGCGAGCUGGACGUGGCGGGCGCGGACUACCGCCAGUGCUUCGCCGACGCGAAGGGCCAGCUGGUCUACGACUACGUCUACGAGACGCCCGUCGUCAGCAACGGCAGCUACAGGCCCGCGCACGACUUCGUGAUGGCCGCGGAGCACGUGGCGGUCGCGCGCCUGCUGCACGGCCUGCGCGCGGUGCCCCACCGCACCCUGAAGGCCGUGAAGACGGACUGCAUUGUGUUCCAGGACCUGGCCAAGAAGCACUGGCCCACGGUGCAGGAGCUCACGCAGCUGGAGCACCGGGACGGCAGCCGCGUCUACCGCUGCGAGGCCGUGGCGCCCCUGCCGGAGCGCCCUCCCUGGCGGGACAUCGGCGCGGAGGGCGCGGAGGAGCACUGCCUCGCGAACCGGAGCCUGCUGCUGACGGGCAUGCCGGGCGUGGGGAAGACCUACCUGGCCAAGCGCAUCGUGGCGAGGCUGCGGGAGGCGGGCAAGGCGGUGCAGAUCAUCUCCAAAACGCACUGCAGCGUGCAGAACCUGGGCAUGGGCGCGCAGACGGCGGAGAUCUCCCAGCUGGACUGCGGCCUGUGGGCCGACAUCGCCUGCCUGAGCCUGAACGGGGACGUGCGCUUCCUGCUGCUCGGGGACUUCCGGCAGCUGCCCGCGGUGCUCGACUCCUUCGCGGGCGCGCCCGUGAAGAAGGAGCUGCGGGACAGCGACCUGCUGCACUGCCUCGCGGACGGCUGGCGGCUGGCGGCACGAGCUCACCGAGUGCCUCUGCACGUGGCCCUGGCGGCGGCGCGCCGCGACUUCCCGCGGCGGCCGGGCACGCAGCCCGACGUCUGCCUGGUCAUCUCCCACGCGCGCCGCAUGCAGCUGAACGAGCACCACAACCGGCGCCUCGCGCCGCCGGACGCGCUGCUGGUGCCCUACCGCAGGGAGGCCGAGGGCCCCGUGGCCACCAACGAGCCGCAGACGAUGCGGCUGUGGCCGGGCCUGCGCCUGGUGGGCGCGGGCGGGCGCAUCGCCAAGGGCGCCUUCGUGACGGUGAAGGAGGUCUCCGAGGACAAGGUGACGCUGGAGAGCGGGCAGAGCUACGCGCCGGGCACGCUGCUGCACGCGGCGCGCCUGGCGCACGCGGUGACGUACGCCAGCGCGCAGGGCCUGACGCUCCAGGGCCGCGUCUGGCUCUACGACGCCGGAACGCAGCACUUCAACCUGAAGCACCUGUACACGGGCAUGAGCAGGGCGACCAGCAGCGAGCUGCUGACGCCGCGCGAUGGCGUGGUGCCGCGGGUGCCCUGCACCGGGAUUUUCCUGGGGCCGAGCAAGAGCGGCAAAACGGUCGCGUUGAUCAGCGCGAUCCUGGAGCAGUACCGCACGGCGGACGGCUCCAGCGUUUUCGAGCGCAUCUACAUUUUUUCGCCGAGCAUAGAGGUGGACGACGGGUGGAGGCCCGUGAAGGAGUUCAUCGAGAAGGAGAUGGGCGUGAACACCGAAAGGGAGCAGGUCUACUUCGACAAGUGGGACGAGGGGGCGCUGCGCACCAUCAUAGAGCAGCAAAAGAAGGUCACCAGAACAUCCAAGCAGCUUGGCCUCAAAAAGCUCUACCAGGUGCUCAUCCUAUGCGACGACUUUGCGGACCAGCCGGAAUUGCACCGCAGGACGGGAGACGGCGCCUUGGACACGCUGUUCAUCCGCGGGCGCCACCUGCAGAUCAGCACCUGGGUAUCCUCGCAGAAGCUGCGGCUCAUCAGCGCCGCCGUUCGGGUGAACAUGCAGUUCAUCUGCAUCUGGCGGCUCCGGAACCAGCUGGAGCUGGAGGCGGUGCUGGAGGAGCUCAGCGCCCUGCUGCCCAAGCAGGAGCUCCUCCAAAUGUACCAGGAGGCCACGAGGGAGCCCUACAGCUUCUGGUUCAUCUACUACCUCAAGGACAAGGCGAACAUGUUCUACAAGCGCUGGGAGGAGCGUUUCGUGCUGGACGGCGCCGAGGAGCCCGCGGAGGCCGCGGAGCCCCAGCAGCCGGUAAAUGGGCGGCUUCCUGUCGGCGGCGGCCAGCAAGCUGCUGGGGGGCGGGCCGAUCAUCGAAAGCGAGUGCAGAACCGCGUCUCGGGCUCUGACAGCAACUUCACCUUCGAGCUCCCGGAGACGCUGCACAUGCAGACGAGCGCCAAAAUGGCGGUCUACAAGGUGCGCAUCGCGGACGCGUUCCUGAGCACCGACAGGGGCACGCACCUGUACUGGAUCGACGUGGCGCUGGGCACGCUGAACACGGCGGAGCUGCCCGUGGGCGCCUACACCGGCGCGCGGCUGGCGGCCUGGAUCUCCUCCAACUUCGCGGCCGCCACCUACGUGGAAGCCACGAACGCCAUCGAGGUGGCCUUUGAUUCGAAUCGCCGCAUACUCUCGGACGCGGAGCUGCGGGACCUGUUUCCGAACGGUCCGGGGUACCCCCAGGGCGCCUCGGCCACCCGCCCGCAGAGUCUCAACCACCUGCUGGGCGGCAGCUACCUGGACGGCGCGCUGCAGAUCUUCCCCUGGGUGUCCAUGAACGCCUACAACGAGGUCUACCUGCGGUGCCGCGAGCUGGGCAACGCGGCCCACGUCCUGGGCCCCUUGGGGACGGACAUAAUUUGCAAGGUCAUCGUGGACCGCGGCGUGGGGCACGUCAUGAAGGACCAAACCGACGACGGGCACUUCGUGGAGCUCAGGGGCCCGAUCACGCUGCGGUCCCUGAAUUUUCGGCUGAUGGACGUGAACGGCAACGAGGUGAACACCCGAGGCACGUCCGUCAGCUUCGCGAUUUUCCUCGGCGCUCCGGAGGCAGCAGGCGCGGAGGAACCUGUUGGAGCAGCCGAGCUGGUGGGAGAGGCUCCUGCAAUGGCUGAUCCCGCCCCCGCUCCCCCUCCCACACCUCGCGCUGGGGUGGUGGCCGUGCCCACCGCUGAGGACGCCGGAACACCAGCGCCCAAGCGCAGGGGGAGGCCGCCCGGUUCGAAGAACAAGCCCAAGCCGCCGCCGAAGACGGUCCCCGCCGCCGAUGCUGGGGGAGGCGGUCAGCCGCAGCCGGCGAGCGCGGUUCCUGCUGAGCCGCAGCCCGAGCAGGAGCCGGAGCCGAAGCAGCGCCCCGUCCACCUGACGCCCUCGCAGGUGCGCAUGAUGCGCCAGAUCAGCCGGCAGAUGAUGCCCCUGGAGCGCCGCAACGAGCCCCAGAUGCUCAGAAGCUUCUGGCAGAAGUACCCGAGCUACAACCUGAACCCGCUGCUGCACAAGCGCUACAACGAGCUCCUGGAGGCCAGGGCCUUCAACAAGUGGCUCGAGGAGCGCCGGACGCGCAAGGAGGGCGAGGAGUACACCCACGCGGUGGGCCGGCUGACGGAGGCCGUGAACCGCCGGGUGCCCCAGCUGCGGUACGCCCCGGCGGAGCGGGCGGGAGUGCGGCGGAUGGCGAGGGACGUCGCGGCGGGCAGGAACACGGCGGACAGUGCUGGGUACAUCGAGGAGGGCGAGCCCCUGGCCAUCGGGCUCCCGAACCGGAAUGCCUCCAUCUACAUGAGCUCGCACUUCAGGCUGGACGACUUUCCCGCGUCCAGCGAGCCCCUGAGCGACGAGCCCCUGCCCCACACCCACCUGAACCCCGCGGAGGCCUUCGAGGACGCCCGCGAGGAGGACGGCUACCGGGGCACCCCGUUCCCGCGCCGGGACUUCCUGCGCCCCAGGCCCUUCGACGCCGACUCCGACAGCGACCUGGGAGCGGACCCCGGCCAAGCGCUGAGGCAGGACGGGCUGGCGCUGCCCGACGCCGGGAGCCUGGGAGACCGCGUGCUGGGCGGGCUGCAGAGGGCGGAGGCCGCGGCCGGCGCGGCGGCGGGCGCGGUGGGCUCCGUGGCCUCCAUCGCGGCCCACUCCGGGGACCUCUACCACCACGGGCUGCGGGGCCGGCAGUGGCUGGACCGCACGCUGCGCAUCCCCAGGACGCCGGAGGGCCUGGCGCCCCCACCGGACGAGGUGGCGCCGCCGGAGAUCAUCGGCCCGCCUAGCGAGGUGGAGCCGCUGCUGGAGCGGGCGGGCCAUCGGGCCGCGGAGGUGGAGCGCCAGGCGGCGCAGGACAUCGAGGCCUUCACGCAGGGCCAGAUGGCCGAGGCGGAGGCCGAAGGCUUCGCUUCCGCGGCGGAGGCCGCGGCCUCGGGCGCCGAGGCGGCGGCGGCCGCGGAGGCCGCGGGGGGAGGCGCGCUCGCGGCCAUCGGCUCCGACCUGGCCGCCGCGGGGGAGGCGGCGCUGCCCGUGGCCGCCACGGUGGGCGCGGCGGCGGGCGGCCUGGCCGUGGCGGGCGCGGGAGCGGCCCUGGUGGGCACCGCCUGGGCGCUGCACGGCGGCAUGAUGGCGGCCGAGCACUUCCUGGGCUGGGGCGAGGGCGGGGGAGGCACGGACAGCGACCAGUCGAGGCCCAGCUCCGCAGGGGACGUGCAGACGCUGAACGGCGUGCAGGAGGCGGGCGUGCAGCAGCACUUCUCGCUCCGGGAGCAGCGGCCGUGGCCGCAGGUCUUCAGGAUGGACGCGGACUCGGAGGCGGAGCCGAGGGCCCAGCCGCCCCCGAGGCUGCAGAGCCGGCAGGCGCGGCAGCCCGCGCUGCCCUUCGGCCUGAACCCGGGCGCGUCCAGCAUGCCGAUCCCGCAGGGCCGCUCGAGCGGCUCCGACAGCUCCGCCGCCGGCAGGCAGAGCCGAGCGACCUCGAACUGGCGUGAACGCAAAAGUACAAAGCGAGACACGCGCGAAGAAGCGAUGGACAACGUCACCCAAGCCGUUCAGGAUGAGCUCAUGCAGAGCUUGGAUUACAAGCUCCACACGAGCAACGUAAACUACGUGCAGAGCCGCCGUUCGGUGCAAUAUUUUCCGAGCUCCUUGAGCACCUUCACGCCCACGACCAGCCGCGUGGCCAGGAUCCCGCUGACCAGCGGAAUGGACUUCAUCGACCCUGAAAGCGUGAAGAUUGGUUUUCGGGUGCGGAACACCGACGGAGGGGGCGGGCAGGUGACGCUGGACAGCGCCCUGGUGGAAUCGUUCCUGUAA